Molecule: messenger RNA, 372 nt
Organism: Telopea speciosissima
Lineage: Eukaryota; Viridiplantae; Streptophyta; Magnoliopsida; Proteales; Proteaceae
Exons: 1
Coding region: 1-372 (123 amino acids)
Source: RefSeq, a predicted model, not a curated record
AUGGAGACCGCCAAAGAAGUGAUGAAACAUCUAGAGACAACCUUUGGUAAGCAAGAUUGUCUUGCGCGCCAAAGGAUAUCCUCAGUGUUGUUUGCAUCAAAGAUGGCUGAUGGCACCACCCUGGAUCAUAUGAUGAAGCUUAAUAAGCACUUCCAGGACUUUGAGGGUUUUGGCAUUUUGUUCGAUCUCAAUUUUAAAAUUGAGACCAUUUUUGCCUCACUCUCUGAUGCAUAUGGGUCAUUCACUAUGAAUUACCAUAUGAAUAAAGUAGUGGUUAAGAAUGUCUUUGAGCUUACUAACAUGCUUGUUGAAGCAAAAAGUACACUCAAGAAGAGUAAAGUUGUAGCUCUUGUCAUUGAGAAAAGCUCUUAG